This is a messenger RNA of Symbiodinium necroappetens, 2700 nucleotides long. The record is from the annotation of a GenBank genome assembly. Lineage: Eukaryota; Dinophyceae; Suessiales; Symbiodiniaceae.
AUGGGUGCCAAAACAAAGGAAGAGGACGACGAGGUGGAAGAGGAUGAAGAGGAGGAUGUGCCCAAGAAGACCGGUGAGUCUGCCAAGGAGGCAAAACAUCUCGACAGUUUGACAGAUGCCAUCGACGAGGACAAAACUACGUCUUCCAAAGUUGAUGCUAAGGAGGUCCAGGCGAAGCUGGACGAGUUCAACAAGCGGAAGGAUCUCCAACUCAUGCGAUACGAGUCCUGUGCAGUUCUGGCGUGUUCCAUGUCUGAGGAGGAGGCAGACCUGAUGUCCAGUCCCAAAGGGGGCUAUGUGGGCCUGGCAGGCAACCGACCAGGAUCGUAUUCGCCCACUGCAAGAAGUCCACAGGGAUCCGUUGCUUUUGGCCGUGGGGCCACUGCAAGCACGAGCUCCAACAACAAGCUCCGGAGGAUGCGCUCAAACACACCGACCCCCUCGGAUCGGCCCGCGACACCGCGGGCCAGCCCUGAGGAGACGCCCAGAAGUCCUGUGCCCCCUGCACAGGCCCCAAGUCCCCCGGGGGCGGCCCCGGGGGCCCCAGCCACGGACCCCGGCAGCCGGCAGGCGAUAACUAUCUUUGGCUGCACGGGCAAGUAUAAACUCAUAAACGACACUUUUGAGCCCCUGCAGAUGCUGCACCAGAACAAGCCAUGCUGGAGGGCCAGGUCUGCCACGCCAGUGUAUUUGUUCCACACCGGCAAGUCGCGAUGGGUCAUCAGCAAGAAGGUCAAUGACGGCGCUCGAUGCUAUGCAUUUGUUUCGGACAAUGGCUAUGCUGAUCCCACCCAGUGUCCUGGUCCUUGGAUUUGCUGUGGUGAGGAUGGCCAGUGGCGGGAAGAUAGAAACAUUAAAUGCGUACCUGCCAAGGCGUCUCAGGAUAAGUUUGUCCUGCUCAGGAACGAGGUGGAGGAGGAUUUGAAGCACUUCGGUUUGAUGGAUUCCAACAGCUUAAAGCAGCUGUGGAAGAAACUUGACAAAAAUGGAAACAACAUCGUCAGCUUGGCGGAAAUCGACAGCCUUGUUGUGGACAUGGUCAAGGCCAGCCUGUGGCCAGAGUGGGUCAACAACAAGGAUGCCAUUCGCAGGGCUUACGAGAAGACCGCCAAGUUGGAUGGCGAUGGGGAAGGGGAUGACGUGGAGAAGGAGGAAUUCCACUCGUUGCUCCUGAACCUGUUCUGGUUCGGUCACUUGCAUCGAAUAUUUGACGAAAUCGAUACGAGCCAUGAUGGCAGGCUAACUCUAGAAGAGUUCACCGCAGGAAUGGCUCAGCUCGACCUUCACCUGUCUCCAGAAGAGGCAAGAAGGGAGUACAGUACAAUCGACAUGGACCACGGUGGGAUGAUACUCUUCACCGAGUUCUGCGCGUAUAUUAGGAGGCGAGUCCAUCCAGACCACAAUCCAGCCUUUGAUGCAGAUAUUGUGUCCAAGGACAAGUCCAAUGAGACUUUGCGGAAGAAGCACGGUGACAAGGCGACACAUGGACACUUCGUCAACAAGAAGAGUCUGGCCGACUUUGACAAACUCGAGAAGGAGCUGAAGGAUGUCUUGAAAGCCAACGACCAAGCGCAGUUGAAAAAGAUGUGGAAGCGCUUGGACUUCAACGGCAACAACAUUGUGUCCCUGGCAGAGGUUGGUAAGAUGGUGAACGAGCAGUACCCAGUGCUCAACCAUCAGCCUGCACUAAUGCGGGCUUUCAAGGCUACGCUUGAAAGAGGAAACGGGGAUGAAUGGGUGCAGAAGGCUGAGUUCAAGAUGCUGUUGGGGAACCUGUUCUAUUUCAACAAGCUUUACUGGCUUUUCGAUCAGGUAGACGAGGACCACGACCGCCGAAUGACUCUCAAGGAGUUUCAGUGGUGCAUGUCCGUCUGCGGUAUCAAGAUGUCUCAGGCCAAGUCCGAGGCAGAGUUCAAGAAGGUGGAUGUAAAUGGUGGCGGAAUUAUUCUUUUUGAUGAGUUUUGCAGAUACUUUGCGGACAAGCACUGCCCGGAAGCCAUGCAAGAUAGCUGGCAUCUGAACAUGAUCUCGCGCUUGCGGGAUGCCACCUCCCGAGUUGCCAGCCCGGUGCAAGCUCUGUUGGUGACCCGGCGAAGCCUCCACCGGGCUCCUGGACUGCCGUGGACGAUCUACCAUCCCCACAUCCAGGAGCCGGAGCACACAAAAAAAAUUGUGGGAGAGACUAAAGGACUCGCCAGGUACAUUCCAAAGAACUACCGUCAUCAGCAGUUCAUCGAAUCUGUGAGGUCUGGUGAGUACCUGGGGCCAGACUGGCCAUACAAUAUGCUGAGCUCGGUCUUUUGGAAGGAGCGAAGGUACAAUGCCACGUACAAUCCGAUUCCUCCGGACAUGUCCGUCCUUCCAGGUAUUCUGUUCUUCCCAAGACUCAACGUCUGGUGUGUAGAGUGGUGGGAGCAGGACAAGCAGCGGUUUCGCUGGUUCCGAGCCUGCUACGGCUUCAUGAGAGCUAAGCAGCAUGCCGAGGAUUUUCGCAGGAGUUUAAUCGAAGCAGGUCGUGUCGAUAACCGUCGCACAGACCGCGAGAUUCGCAUCCAGCUACUAGCUCGCAUCGAGGCCAAGAAACUCCUGAAGAAGAAGUUCUCUAACAAAGAUGCCCGCCGCCUCGGCAAUUCAGGCAGCAAGCAAGGCUCUCCGAGGAGGGCGCGUCGUGACUACCAGAAGAGAGGCUUGCUACCCUGA